AUGAUAAGAAAAAAAACCGACAAAACAUUUAUAAAUAACAGUAAUAACAUUGUAUAAGAUUAUAUUACUCCUAUGGAUUUCAUUCAUUUAAUUAGAACUGAUCCUGAAAUUGCUGACGAAUUUUGCUAUUUAAAUAGAUAAUCGAAUCCUUAUGAUUUUAAAAUAGUAGAUUUUAAUUAAAGAAAUCCAAGAGAAUAUAUGACUAUUUCAGUUAGAGGUAUAACUCAUUUUAUUGAUAAUGAGGCGGAAUUCAAAACCAUUGAAGAAUGGGAGCGCGAAUCAAUGAUGUUUCAUAAACUGAAGCAGAUUUUAUUUUUCAAAUAAUAUAAAAUUUGGAAGAAUUUCUAGAUUUGGAAAAAAUUAAUGAGAAGAAAUAUGAUGAGAGAAUGUUCAAAUGUACUUUAAUAAUAAUUAUUUGCUGUAGAUAGAAAUUUAUAACCUGCUAUAUUAGAAAUUAGAGGUUUGUGCUUGGAAAGUUAAGAUUUUAGAUAUAUGGAUAUGAAUAUAUCAAGUGCCUAGAGAUAUGAGGAAUUCAAAAAAACGUAAGAAGCCUUCCGAUUAUCAAACACUGAUUUUAGCUUUGAAAGAAUGGAAAGUGAAAUAAAAGAUUUAGUGGUCCAAAAUUGCAAAAGAUCAUUAUAAUCUUUCAAAGAAGAAAACAGAAUUCCUUUUAGUGACUAAAACGAAGAGGAUGAAAUAAAAGAAAAAGCACCUUUAUUAGUCGGAGAUGAAACAGGAAAGGAAAUGCCUUAUACGUAAGAAGCCACAAUAAGGACUCAUUACAAAAGAUUAAAUAAAUUUGUUAGAUUAGUAGACUAUCUUAUUGUAGAUUCAAAAAUUUCAAUGAUGAAUAAUUCGACUUAAUCAAUUAUUAAAUAUUUAAAAGAUCAUAGUGAAAAACACGGAGAAAGAAUAGCAAUAGCACCUGUGAAUGUUGAUCAGUUUAUUCAACAUAACGAAAAUGUAAAUACUAUUGCUAACAAAUUAGAAGAAAUGACUUCAGAAAAUAGCGAGAUUUAAGAACUUUUUUUCCUUUUGGAAGAAUUCAAAAUUAAAUUGCCAGAAAUGUAUAAGGUUAAAGUUAAAGAAGCAGCUACCUAAAUAUAAACUUUAAGGCAAAAAAUACAAGAUGCAUAAGAUUUGGCAGAGUAAAACUUGAAAAAAUUUCAAAAAUAACUAGAUUCAAUGGUUCCUGGAAUAAAGGAAGAUUUAAAAGACUUAGAAGAGCACCUUUCUUAAAUUGAUUAUGCUAAAAUUGAAGCUCCAAUAGCAGAAACAUAAUUUAAAGUUAUAGAAAAAUUAUGGACUGGAAAAAAGUAAUGGAAAGAAAGUAUUUAAAAAUGGAGUUCUCAAUAAUUCUAAGAAGCUGACUUGGAAGAAAUAUAAGACAUAGUUGAAAAACUUUCAAAAAUAGCAAAUAAUUGCGCUAAAGAAUUAGAAACAAACGAUGUAGCUAGAUUAUUUAAAAAAGAAUUGGAAGAUUUUAAAAUUUUUCUUUAAUUACUUCAUUCUUUAAAAGACCCUGCUUUAACAGCUACAGAAUAACCAUGGGAAGAAAUAAGAUCAUUAUUAAGAGGUUAAAAUGAAUUAUUAAAAUAAUCAUCUAUUUUUGAAUAAUCUCCAAAGUUAGUCUAUUUUCAUGAUAUAAACGAUCCCUAAUAUACUAUUGGGUGGAUAAUCGAUAAUGAUAUAGUAAAUUAUAAAGACAAAAUAGCAGAAAUAGCUUUAAAAGCAGCGAAAGAAAUUGAAUUGAAAAAAAUGGUAGCUCAUGUUGAACAUUUAUGGCCUUCUUUUUAAAUUUAGGUUUAGUAAUAUAAAGACAAGAACGAUGCUUAUAUUUUGGGAAAUAACGAAGAUUUAAUUUCUAAACUGGAUGAUACUUUACUAACUGUAAAUAAUAUUUUAGCCUCAAGGUUUGUAGGAAGAAUAUUCGACAGAGUAGACGAAUAAUAGAAACUUUUUAGAUAUCUAUAAGAGUUAUUAGACGAAUGGUAUGUACAUUAAAGAAAUUGGCUGUAUUUAGAACCUAUAUUAACAUCUCCUUAUGCAACAAAAAUGAUGCCAAAAGAAGCCAAAAUAUUCAAUGCAGCAGAUGCAAAUUGGAAAAGAUUAAUGAAGUAAUUAAAAGAUAAUAGUAAUGCGAAGAAAUUGGCUGAUGAUUAUAAGAGUAGAAGCCAUUAUAAUAUGUUGAAAAAUAAUAAUAUAACUUUUGAAGUCAUUUAGAAAGCACUUGAUGAACUUUUAGAAAGGAAAAGAGAAGUUUUUUAAAGAUUCUUCUUUUUGUCUAAUGAUGAACUUUUGGAAAUACUUUCUUAAGCCAAAAAUCUUAAGUCAGUUAUUCCUCAUUUAAGAAAAUGCUUUGAAAAUAUUGUCAAAUUAGAUUUUGAUUAUUAGGACACUGCCACAGCUAUGAUUUCUGCAGAAAACGAGAGAGUUGCUUUGAAAAAUUACCAAGCAAGAGGUGAAGAAGUGGAAGGAUGGUUUAAAGAUUUAGAAGAUUCGAUGAAACAUUCACUUAAGAGUGUAAUUAGAUAAGCUUUAAUUAAGUAUGAAGAUGAAAAUACUGUUAGAUAAUAAUGGGUCAUUUCAUUUCCUUCUUAAGUUGUAUUAGUACUUGAUGCUGUUUAUUGGACUAAAAUAACUGAAGAAAAUUAUCUAUCAGGCGAUUCUAAUGGCGAUUUAUAUGAUUGGCUAGAAGGAAAUAUAUCAUAAUUGGAAGAAUUAACAGAAUUAAUCCGUGGAUAAUUAACUGAUUUACAAAGAAAGACAUUAUCAGCAUUAGCUGUAUAAGAUGUUCAUUAUCGUGAUAUAAUCGAAGAAUUAGCUUAGCAAGGAGUAGAGAAUGUAACAGAGUUUCGUUGGUAACAAUAGCUUCGUUUUUACGUUGAAGAAGACUAAAUAUUUUGCAAACAAGUAAACGCAAAACUUCCUUACGGCUAUGAAUAUAUCGGAGCAUAAUCUCGUCUUGUAAUAACUCCUCUUACAGAUAGAUGCUGGAUGACAAUAACAGGUGCUUUAGGAAUUAAGUUAGGUGCAGCACCAGCUGGACCAGCAGGUACAGGAAAAACAGAAUCAUGUAAAGAUUUAGCCAAAUCUUUAGGCAAAUAUUGUAUAGUAUUUAAUUGCUCAGACCAAGUAAAUGUAAAAAUGAUGGAAAAGCUUUUCAUGGGUUUAUAAUAUACAGGUUCUUGGACAUGUUUAGAUGAAUUUAAUAGAAUCAACAUUGAAGUUCUUUCCGUUAUUGCUUAAUAAGUGUUGACCAUUAGAGAAGCUCAUUUAAAAUUAGCUCAUACAGGAGAAAGAAUAUUCAACUUUUUUGGAAAAAAUGUUACUUUAGGGUCAACUGCUGAUAUGGGAAUUUUCACUACAAUGAAUCCUGGUUAUGCUGGAAGAACUGAGCUUCCUGAUAAUCUAAAAAUUUUAUUCAGACCAGUGGCUAUGAUGGUUCCUGAUUAUACUUUAAUUGCUGAAAUCAUGCUUUUCGCAGAAGGUUUUUCCAAUGCAAAAGGAUUGUCAAGUAAAAUGACUAAAUUAUAUACUUUGAGUUCUGAAUAACUUUCUUAAUAAGAUCAUUAUGAUUUUGGUAUGAGAGCUGUGAAAAGUGUUUUAGUUAUGGCAGGAGCUUUAAAAAGGGCAGAACCGGAUAUUUCAGAAGAAAUCGUUUUAAUUAGAUCUAUGAGAGAUUCCAACGUUCCGAAGUUUUUGAGUUUUGAUAUUCCUUUAUUUAAUGCCAUUGUUUAGGAUUUAUUUCCUGGGUUAGAUAUUCCAGCUAUGUAAGAUAAUUAGUUAGAAGAAAGAAAAAACGAAAAAGCACUAAAUACACACUCUGAUUUUUAAAAUAUUUUAUUGUCAAUACUUAAUCCUAAAUCUAUUUCCAUGGAAGAACUUUAUGGAGAUUUCGAUCCUCUUUCAUAAAGCUGGACAGAUGGUUUGGCUUCUACGUUGAUUCGAGAAUAUGUAAAUAUUGAUAAUUAAGAUAAAAAAUGGGUACUUUUUGAUGGACCUGUAGAUGCUUUGUGGAUUGAAAAUAUGAACACUGUACUUGAUGAUUCAAUGACUUUAUGUUUGUCAAAUGGUGAAAGAAUAAAGCUUAAACCUUAGAUGAGAAUGCUUUUUGAAGUACAAGAUUUAGCUGUGGCUUCACCUGCUACUGUUAGUAGAUGUGGAAUGGUUUAUAUUGAUGAAGAUGUUGUUGGAUUAGAUGCUAUUGUCGAUAGUUAUUUUUAAAAGGAAAUUUAUCCAAUACUUGAAGUCCAUAGAGAUUUUGUUAAGAGUUCUUUUUUGGGAUAAUUUAAAAAAAUUGUAAGUUUUAUGAAAAAAAAGAAAUUAAAUUAAACUAUUCCUAUAGUUGAGGCUAAUAUAGCGAUUGCUUCUUGCAAGAAUCUUAAAAUUAUAUUACAAUUAGAUUAAAAUGCAAAUAAUUCUUUAAAAUAAGAAAAUUCUAAAAAAGCCCUUGAAAAAAUUCUUGCUUGGGCUCUUUCAUGGGGAAUAGGGUCUACUUUAGUUAGUAAUAAUGUGAAAGAGUUUAUAGAUUGUUUAAAUGAAUAUUUCUCACCAGAAGCACUUCCUAGAGGAAAUAUAUUUGAUCAUUAUUUUACUUUUUCGAAACCUGAAGGGGAAUUCGUUCAUUGGGAAGAAAUAAUUCCUUAGUUUAAUUAUUCACCUGAAAUGUCCUAUUUUUAACUCGUAGUUCCUACUUCGGAUACUACUUGCUACUCAUGGUUUUUGGAUAAAUAUAUUAGUUUACUACUACCAGUUUUUCUUACUGGAAUGACUGGAACUGGAAAAACUAAUAUUGUAAAUAGUACACUUAAUUAAAUGAAAGAAUAGAAUUUUAUUGCUACAUGUGAACUUACUUUUUCAGCUAAAACAGGAAGUUUAGCUACUUAAGGAUAAAUAGAAGGAAAACUGUAAACAUAAAGAAAAAAUAAAAAAUAAAUACUUAUGCCUCCACCUGGACGUAUUUUAGUAGUUUUCGUAGAUGAUAUAAAUAUGCCUUCUGUAGAAAUUUACGGAGCACAACCACCAAUAGAACUUCUUAGGUAAUACUAAGAUUAUAAAGGAUUUUAUGAUAGAAAAUCUUUAUUGUGGAAAGAAAUUGAUUAAACUGUUCUUAUUGCUGCUGCAGCACCUCCUGGAGGCGGUAGAAGUGUGUUAAGUUAAAGAUUUACAAGACAUUUUAAUAUUAUGACAGUUCCAGAUAAUUAAAUAGCGUCUUUAACACAUAUUUUUAAUAGUAUUUUUUGUAAAUUCUUAAAAGUGAAAAGAUUUAGAAAAGAAAUUAUUGAAUUAGGAGAAAAUAGAAGCGUAGUUGAUGCUACCCUAAAUAUUUAUUAAUACAUAUCAGAAUAACUAUUACCUACUCCAGCAAAAUAGCAUUAUGUGUUCAAUUUGAGAGAUGUUUCAAAAGUUUUCUAAGGAUUACUUUUGGCAAAACCUUAAAUAAUAUCUUCUGUAGAUAAUUUAGUAAAACUUUGGAUUCAUGAAGCGAGUAGAGUUUUUUAUGACAGACUUAUAAAUGAGGAAGAUAGAGGAUGGUUCAUGGAUACAAUUCAAAAAUAACUAUUUAUUAAUUUCAAGGUUGAUUGGAAAAAAGAAUAAAUUUUCUUUUCAGAAACACCACUUAUUUUUAGUGAUUUUAUUAAAAAAGGAAUAGAAUAAGAGGAUAAAGUGUAUGAAGAAGUUAAAGAUUUCUAAAAGCUAACUUCUAUAAUUAAAGAUUAUAUGAUGGAAGAAACUAAACUUAAUCUAGUUUUGUUUAGAGAUGCAGUUGAGCAUAUGUCUAGAAUUGCUAGAGUUUUGUCCUUGUAAAGAGGACAUUUUAUGCUUGUAGGAGUUGGUGGUUCGGGAAAAAAAAGUUUGACAAUAAUGGCUUCAGCUUUAGCAGGAUGCUAGUUAGAUACUAUAGAAUCGAAAAAAACUUAUGGAAAAAAAGAAUUUAAAGAAGAUUUGCUUAGAAUGAUGAAAAAAGCAGGUGUUUACAAUAAAAGAGUUACAUUUUUAUUUUCAGAUACAUAAAUUUUACAAGAAAGUUUCUUGGAAGAUGUAAAUAACUUAUUAAAUAGUGGAGAAGUUCCCAAUAUGUUGUAAAAAGAUGAAAUAGAGGAAAUAAACUAAUUAAUCUAGCAAGAAAUAAAAGAUAAUAAAGUAUCCGAUACAUAUUAAUACUUUGUAGAAAGAGUGAGAAGCUAAUUACAUAUCGUAUUAGCUUUAUCUCCUGUGGGAAAUGCUUUAAGGGUACGUAUGCGUAUGUUCCCAUCAAUAAUAAAUUGCUGUACAAUUGAUUGGUUGAACCCUUGGCCUGAGGAAGCUUUGUUUACUGUUGCAGAUAUGUUUUUGUAAAAUCUAGAAUUUGAAGGUAUGACAAAAGAAGUUAAGAAAAGCCUUGCGUUAAGUUGUGUAUUUGUGCAUUAAAGUGUAGAAUUAUAAACAUAGAACUUUUUUAAAAACUUAAGAAGAAGAGUUUAUAUAACGCCGAAAAGUUAUAUUGAUUUAAUUGAAGGAUAUAAAGAAUUAUUAAAAAAUAAGCAGGAAUAAAUGGAGUCUUAAAAAAAUAAACUAUCUAAUGGUCUUUUUAAAUUAAAGGAAGCAAACGAUAUUAUUGCUGAACUAAAAGAAAAGCUUACCGAACUUAAACCUGUUUUGUAAAGAAAAACUAUUGAAUAAGAUGAACUUAUUAAAAAGUUAGAAAUUGAUAGUUACGAAGCUAAUAAAGUUAGAACCGUUGUUAAAGAAGAGGAAGUUCAAGUUAAUGAAAAAGCUUAAGAAAUUCGAGAAAUGAAAUUUGAAGCUGAUAAAGUUUUGUAAGCAGCACUUCCUAUGCUUGCAGCGGCUAAUGAAGCUUUAAAUAUUUUAGAUAGAAAGGUUAUUUCAGAAAUUAAAGCCAAUAAUAAUCCUAAUGAACUUGUUUUAUUCACUUUAUAAUGUGUAUGUUGUCUUUUUGAUGAAAAAUAAGAUUGGGAUAGCAUAAAAAAAUUAUUAGCAGAUCCUAAUUUAGUUUCUAGAAUGAAAAAUUUGGAUGUUUAUAGCAUUUCGCCUAAAGUAGAGAAAAAUAUAAAAAAUAAAAUAGCUUCAAAUGAAAAUUUCAAUCCUUAAAAAUUAGCUUCUAUUUAAGCUGCGGCAAAAGCGAUUUGUGAAUGGGUUUUAGCUGUUGCUAAUUUUACAGAUGUAAAUAAAUAAAUAAAUUCUAAAAAAGCUAUAGUGGAAAAAAUGAAUAAUGAAUUGUAAAAAGCUAAUAAAGAAUUAAAUAUCAAGCAAUCUGAAUUAAGAAAAGUAGAAGAAAAAGUAGGUAAACUUGAAAAAGAAUAUAACGAUAAUAAAUAAGAAAAAGAUCGGUUAGACAAGGAUAUUUAAACUAUUGGAGAUAGACUUAUUAGAGCUGAAGAGUUAUCUACAGGUUUAGCGGAUGAAUAAAUAAGAUGGAAAGAAACUGUAGGAGUUUUAGGAGAAUAGAUUAAAUUAUUAAUAGGAGAUGUAUUUAUAGCUGCAUCUUCUGUUACUUAUUAUGGACCUUUUACAGGCACAUAUAGAGAAGAAUUAGUUUAAUAAUGGCUAUAGAAAUGCUAAGAUUUAAAUAUCCUUGUUAGUGAAUAAUAAAGUUUAGAAUAUGUACUUGGAGAUCCAGUUUAAAUAAGAAAUUGGAAUGCAAAAGGUUUACCAUCAGAUAGUGUAUCGAUAAAUAAUGGCAUAAUAGUUUUUAGUUCAAGAUCAUUCCCUCUUUUAAUUGAUCCUUAAUUAUAAGCUUCUCGCUGGAUAAAAAAUUUAUAAGCUGAAAAUAGUUUAUUUGCUUUAAGAAUGAACGAUGAAAAAUUAUUUUAAACUUUAGAAUAAUGUAUAAGGAUGGGAUAACCAUUAAUAAUAGAAGAUAUGGAAGAAACAAUAGAAGCAUCAUUAGAACCAUUAUUAAUGAAAUAAUUUACUUAUUCAAAAAGAAGAAAAAUGAUCAAAGUAGGUGAUUCUAAUAUUGAAUAUGACGAUAAUUUUCGUUUAUACAUCUAAACAAAAAUUCCAAAUCCAAAUUUCCUCCCUGAAAUAUUCAUAAGGGUAUCCGUAAUAAAUUUCACAGUAACAGAACUAGGUUUAGAAGAAUAACUACUAGGUGAUGUUGUAAAAAAAGAAAUGCCAUAAGUCGAAUUCGAAAAAAACCUACUAAUUAUUGAAAUAGCAUAAGGAAAAACUCAACUAAAGAAAAACGAAGAUAAAAUUCUUGAAUUACUAACCAGUUCAAAAGGUAUGAUACUAGAUGAUGUUGAAUUAAUUGAAAAUUUGAAACUGUCAAAAAAAACGUCAGAUAUAGUUAAAACGAAAAUUACUGAAGCUGAAGUAAAAAGAGUAGAAAUUGAAGAAGCACGUUCUUAAUAUAAAUCCGUAGCUUAAAGAGGCUCUAUUUUAUAUUUCGUUAUCGCAGAUUUACCUUUAAUUGAUCCUAUGUAUUAAUUUUCAUUAGCUUAUUUUAACAAAUUAUUCUCUUUAAUUAUUGAAAAUUCGCCUAAAUCAUCAAAUAUAAACGAAAGGGUUGAUAUUCUAAUAAAACAAAUUACACUAACUAUAUAUUUGAAUAUAUGUAGGGGUCUUUUUAAUGAUCAUAAACGUAUUUUUUCUUUUCUUGUAAGUACAGCUAUAUAAUUAAGAGAAAAUUACAUUUCUAAACCCGAAUGGCAUACAUUUUGUAGAGGAGCUCCAAUUUUAAAGGAAAAGGCGUAGCCAUAGCCCCCUGAAUUGCAACUAAACGCAAAAGUUUGGUAAAAUUUAUGCCAGCUCUGUACUCAUAUUCCCUGCUUUGAUUUAUUAAUAGCUAGUAUUAAAAGUUAACCUAAGGAAUGGAAUUAAUGGAUUCAUUCUUAAGAACCUUUUUUAUAAUAAUUCCCUUCUAAAUAUAAAGCGGAGUUAACUGUGUUUUAGAAAUUGCUUCUUGUUAAAACAGUUAGAGAGGAAAAAACUCUAUAUGCAAUGACUUAUUAUGUAGAAAAUUCGCUUGGAAAAAGAUUUGCUUCUAAUACAGCUGCUAUUAUGGAAGAAGUAUAUAAAGAUACAGAUUUUAAAACUCCUCUUAUUUUUAUUUUAUCUUAAGGAGCUGAUCCCCUUUUGAAUUUAUUAAGAUUUUCUAAAGAUAUGAAGGUUUCUUAAGAAAAGCUUUCCAUUAUUUCUUUAGGAUAAGGAUAAGGGCCAAUCGCAUAAAAAUCAAUUGAAAAUGGAAUUAAAAAUGGAAGUUGGGUAAUUUUAUAAAAUUGCCAUUUAGGUAAAUCUUUUAUGCCAACUUUGGAAUAAUUAAUUCUUAACUUUAAUGAUUAAAAUUAAGAAUUUUCUCCUGAAUUUAGACUCUUCCUUACUUCUAUGCCUUGUGAUUAUUUCCCUGUCUCUAUUUUAUAAAAUAGUGUUAAAUUGACAAAUGAACCGCCAAAAGGAAUAAAAGCAAAUAUAUUUAAAACUUACGGAGAAAUAUCCGAAGAAAGAUUAGAAAAUUGUACAAAAUUAACUUCUUGGAAAAAACUUCUUUUCUCAUUAUCCUUUUUCCAUUCAAUAGUCUAAGAAAGGAGAAAGUUCGGUCCUUUAGGCUGGAAUAUACGUUAUGAAUUUAAUGACUCAGACCUUGAUACAGGAAUAACAAUUCUAAAAGAUAUGUUAGAAGCAAAUGAAGAAAUUCCUUGGGACGCAUUAAGAUAUGUUAUUGGAUAAAUAACUUAUGGAGGACGUGUUACUGAUGAUUGGGAUAGAAGAACAUUAAUGUCAAUAUUAAAUAAUUUUGUAACAGAAGAAGUACUUAAAGAGAAUUACAAGUUUUCAGAAUCGGGAACAUAUUAUUAACCUUCUGCAUAAAAUUUACAAUUUUAUAAAAAUUUUAUUGAAAAUUUUCCUGCAUUUGAAUCACCCGAAGUAUUUGGUAUGCAUGAAAAUGCAAACGUAGUGUUUCAACUAAAAGAAUCAAAAUUAGCAUUAGAAACAAUAUAAUCAAUAUAACCUCGUGAAAAUUCCUAAGGUAGUCAAGGCGAAAAGACAGCUGAUCAAUUAGUAGAAGAAAUGUGUAAAAUAUUUGAAGAAAAACUCCCCCCAAUAUUAAAAAGGGAAACUCAAACACAAAAGAAAUAAGAAGUUAUCGACUCUUUGCAAGUAUGCUUAAGCCAAGAAUGUGAGCGUUUUAAUAAACUACUACUAAUAAUCAAAAAUAGUUUAUAAAAUUUACAAAAAGCAUUAAAAGGAGAGGUAGUUAUGAGUUUAGAACUAGAUAAUUUAUCAUAAAGUUUAUUAUUAAAUCAAAUCCCAGAUAUGUGGAAAUCUAAAUCUUAUCCUUCAUUAAAGCCUUUAUCUUCUUGGUUUGAAGAUCUAGUUAAAAGAAUUGACUUUUUCAAAAAUUGGUUAUCUUCAGAUUUUCAAUAAAAAACUUAUUGGAUUUCGGCUUUCUUUUUCCCUUAAGGUUUCUUAACUUCUGUUUUGCAAAAUUUUGCAAGAAACAAUAGAAUAGCUAUAGAUGCACUUAACUUUUCAUUUAAAUUCACUAAGUUUGUUGACCAGAGUUAAAUAUAAGAUUAUUCACUUAAUGGAGCAUAUAUUACUGGGCUUUUUAUUGAAGGUUGUUAAUUUGACUGUUACAAAGGAGUUCUUGAUGAUAGUGAACCUGGAUAAAUGUAUACUUAAGCUCCAGUUAUUGAAUUCAUUCCUACUGAAUAGUAUAAGCCUAAACCUGAAGAUUAUAAAAUGCCUGCAUAUAAAACCACAGUUAGGGCUGGCACAUUAUCUACUACAGGACAUUCUACAAACUUUAUUAUUGCUAUAGAUACCCCAAGUAAAUAGAAGUCUGAUUAUUGGGUUUUAAAAGGAGCUGCUUUUGUUUGUGCUUUAAAUGAUUGA
Ichthyophthirius multifiliis is the source of this 10845-nucleotide messenger RNA. RefSeq lists its product as hypothetical. The transcript is spliced from 13 exons. NCBI's taxonomy places the organism in Eukaryota, Ciliophora, Oligohymenophorea, Hymenostomatida. Gene Ontology annotation, cellular component: dynein complex. Gene Ontology annotation, molecular function: dynein light intermediate chain binding; minus-end-directed microtubule motor activity; ATP binding. Gene Ontology annotation, biological process: microtubule-based movement. The record is from RefSeq and is a predicted model, not a curated record.